GCUCAUUGACAGGGCCUCUCAGGUUCAUCUCCUCCCUCUGUUUCUUAAACAAAACCUUUCCCUUUUCCGAACUCUCUCCUCCCUUGCUCUUCCUUCCCUGGCGGCGACGACUGGGCGAGCGGCGGCGCCAUGUGUCCUGUCUUCGCCCAGCUCUUUGCCGGCGACGAGCGCAUCCUCCAGAAUGCUUUGGAGCAGCUGGCAUCCAUUGAUCUCAUCGAGCUAUGCAAGGAGGCUAGAAUUGAGCGCUGUCGUGCGACUAGAGAUUUGAGUAGCUGCAGCCGCUAUGUGCAUCAUGUGCUUAACUCAUGCGGCCAUGCCUCAUUAUGUGCUGAGUGCAGCCAAAGAUGUGAUGUGUGCCCAAUCUGCAGAAGUCCAAUACCGGACAAUGGGAAUAGGGUUCGGCUACGCCUUUACUACAAGUGCAUUGAAGCGGGCCUUAUUUCUAAGCAGCAUGAUGAAAGGUUUCAGGAAAAGGAAGACCAAGGCAAUCCUGUUAACACAGAUGUCCAGCGGCUGCAUUCAUUGUUUGAUGUUGCGCUUCAGAACAAUCUUACAUCCUUGAUUUGCCACUAUAUCACAGAUGUUUGUUUGGAUGAGAAUGCUGUGUCAAGUGAUCCACUUCUGGCUUUUCUUUUGGAUGAGGUGGUCAUCAAGGACUGGUGCAAGAGGGCUGUAAAUGCACUCAUUUCUGAGAUUGGCAUGAUUUAUAGAUCUGGCUUAGAAAUGAUGCAAUCUAAGUUAUCCCAACUGCAAAAGUUUGCAGCACAAUUGGCAGGAAUUUACAGUGUACUUGAAGUUAUGAUUGCAUCUUUCACAGAAGCAGUUUCAGCUCAUGUUAAUGACCUGCAUCUACUCAUCGAGAACACAUUGAAGGCAAAGCAGCAUUUAGAGGCCAUGAUCUGGUGCAUCAGGCAUAGAUUUGUUCAAGACAUCUGCUCACGGUACACUGAUUAUGAAUCAUGGAGCUCUGAUGUAAUUCAAAGAAAGGCAUCUGCAGAAGCAAGAAAAUGGCCUGAAUUUUUUGAUAAACAGCUAGGUGACAAUGAAACCAAUCAGGGUACACUAUUCAUCGAGCAGGCACUACAAAACCUUGGAAUUGAACAAAGUUAUAGGAAUGAGGAAGAAGCAGCAAUCACUUGUUUGCAGAAUGAACAAUCAUCAUCCAUGUUCUGUUCCACAAUUACAGCCGAUCAUUUUAGUCUCAACAGAUACCCAUUUAAAAAUUUGCGUGAGGCAAUUGAUGUACUCUUUCUACAUGGAGCAUCAGACAUGGUGAUUGCAAAGCAAGCUAUUUUAUUAUAUUAUCUAUUUGAUCGGCAUUGGACUAGACCAGAUUCAGAAUGGAGGUAUUUGCUGGAUGAUUUUGCUGCUACCUUUGGGAUUACUAGUAGAACAUUGCUUGAGUGCCUGGUAUUUUGUCUUCUAGAUGAUCAUUCUUCAGAAGCCUUGGAGGAGGCAUGCUCUCUUCUUCCCAAGAUCUCUAGCAAGGAGACACAUCCAAUGAUAGCACAAGUUCUUUUAGAACGUCACAGACCUGAUAUGGCACUGGUUGUGCUAAAGUGCACAGGGCAUGAUAGCUUCUCUGCUACAGAAAACAUUGAAAAAGAUGGCAUUUCAUCUCUUAGUGAAGCAGUGACUGCAGUUCGCGUAAGAAUUGAAUACGGCCACCUAACAGAAGCAUUUAUGUAUCAUAGAAGCUACUGUUCUAGGGUGAAAGAACAGCGAGCAGCAGAUAUGAUACAUUCUGAGGAUGCACUCAGAAGCUCUUGGGUUUAUCAGGUUGAGGUGAUGACGACUGAAUUUUGUACUAUCUGCAUCGAAAGGAAUUUUGUUGAUAAAAUGAUUGAUCUGCCCUGGGAUUCUGAGGAAGAGAAACAUCUUCACAAGUCGCUCUUCGACUCUGCUUGUGAAAUGCCCACAAAACCAUGUGGUAGUCUGCUUGUUGUUUACUACCUUCGGCGUUACCGAUAUUUGGAGGCAUAUGAGGUUGAUCGUAAUCUUCAGAGGUUUGAGCAAAAGAAAUUGGAAAGUACUACUGAAGAGAUUGCUUCAAAAAUCAGAACAAUUGCUCAAUGGCGGGAAAAUUUGGUUGCUAAAUGCCUUGAUAUGCUUCCGGAGGUCCAGAGAGAGAUUGUGAAAGCCAUCAACACUGGAGAACAAAGUCAGUUUGCUCGAACUGCUCAAAUAUCUUCUCCAGUUAGUCAUGUGUUCAAAGCACAAAGUCCUGCCAUCGAGUUGAGCUCAUCGUUUAACCCUGUUCUUCAAAAUAAGUCAAGCCUCCACUCAAAAAGUAUCAAUGCGUUGACUGAUUCUGGUGGCAUGAUUAGAAGCAGCCAUUCAGAGUUUGGUAGAAAGGUUCCGUCUGUUCUACAAUCCAGGGCGGUUCCCCAGGCGACGCCUGCAUUCAAUAUGAGAUCAACUGCUGGGGGCAUAUUCCCCUCUGUGGGACAGAAUGGUGAGAGUCCAUUUUUAAGGGGGGCUAAAGAUAUCAGUUCUAGAAAAGGAGAGGCAGGUUUCAAAAAAGGAAUUAAACCUGCUGAUGAUUCACUUCCUAUGUAUUUGAACUUGAGUUCUGGUGAUACACCUAUGAAAGACUACCAGACAAGUUUGUUGAAGACUGAGGUUGACAAAACUACUUCUUUUCAAGGAAAAGAUUAUGCUGGAAAAGGAGAGUUUCACUUUGGUUCACGUUCUGAGAAGCCUUUCAUCUUAAACGGAACUGGUGUUGGUCAAAACGGCCUCCCUAAGGUAUCUGGAACUGCUGGUUUUCAUGGAGAUUAUAAAUUACCAACUAAGGAGAACAUCUUGAGCUCUAGCAAGAAAUCUUCAGUUGAUGAAGCAGCAGCCAGCAAAGGUGUGUCAAGGUGGAGAUCCGACGAGUCUAGUGAAGAUGAAGAUGAGAGAAGAACAAACCGGGGGAGCAGAGCUUCUCUUGUUACUAGAAGGCGACCGAGAUUUUCAAGAAGAUGAUAUACCCCCGGCCACAGGAAUUUUAGUUGUUCGCAUGGGAGGACUCCUUUGGAUAUCUUCACAGUUGUUAUCCCCCAAUCUAACAGUAAUUUGUUUCGAGGAAAGAUUGUAUUGCCUCGCUCUUACAUCUUCUGGCGAGAGAUCUGUGGUGACUUGUCUUGCAAAAUUUGGACUGCCAUGGCCGAGACGUGGUUCAAGUGUAACAAUGGGUGCUAGAAAAUGAGAAGCAAUAGGCAUGUUGCCUUCAGAGCCUGAUGAUCAGUGACCAAAUCGUAGUUCUCCAGCGUUUCUACCAGAUACAUCACACAUGGUACCAGAUGUUUAAGCGCAUGAGGUGCUAGUGCAGCAGCACAUAUGGCCAUCUAAUUUCGUAGCUGAUGGUAGUGUUGUUUCUCUGUAUCAGAAAAAAUUAAGUCGUGCACUUAUGAGGGAUCAUGGCAGAAAAUAAA
Molecule: messenger RNA, 3419 nt
Organism: Panicum hallii
Lineage: Eukaryota; Viridiplantae; Streptophyta; Magnoliopsida; Poales; Poaceae
Product: E3 ubiquitin-protein ligase HOS1
Exons: 10
Coding region: 130-2970 (946 amino acids)
Biological process (GO): protein ubiquitination
Molecular function (GO): ubiquitin-protein transferase activity
Source: RefSeq, a predicted model, not a curated record